Messenger RNA from Arachis ipaensis, 1837 nucleotides. The record is from RefSeq and is a predicted model, not a curated record. Lineage: Eukaryota; Viridiplantae; Streptophyta; Magnoliopsida; Fabales; Fabaceae.
UAGAAAGAACUGGAGAAAACUAAAAAAGAAAAUCAAAAGAGAAUGAAGUGCUAUUCAAAUAUUCCAACAUAGGGCCGGCUGAUGACCAAUAAAAGCAUAGGUGUUUCUUUAUGUUCCUAGCAAGUGUCCACAAUAACACUGUGUCCACAAGAAUAAUAAUAAUAUACUAUAUGCUUCUUUUGACAUUAACCAUGCAUUAUAUAUUUAUUACUAUAUACAUGCUACCUUAGCUUCAACAUGUUAUAGGUAUUCUAUUCCAAAAGAACUAACAAUCUCAAAGCAUAAGAAGAAGAAGGAGGAUGUGGAAGAAGGGGUUUGUUGUGGUUGAAUUAUUAUUAUUAGUGUUGGUAGGUUCAUCAGUUAUACUAGUAGCUGAUGGUUUGAGAAGAGAUGAAUACCCGCCUCAGUUUGUAUUUGGUGCUUCAACAUCUGCUUAUCAGGUAGAAGGUGCAGCAGAUGAAGAUGGAAGGAAGCCAAGCAUAUGGGAUACUUUUGCACAUGCCGGCAAUGGAAUUCAAGCACAUGUUACAUUAUAUCAUUGGGACUUACCACAAACUCUUGAGGAUGAAUAUGGUGGAUGGGUUGAUAAAAAAAUUGUAAGAGACUUCACAGCAUAUGCAAAUGUGUGCUUUAGAGAGUUUGGAGACAGGGUCAAACAUUGGACGACAAUUAAUGAAGGAAAUGUUUUUUCACAAGGUGGCUAUGAUAUAGGAUUCUUACCACCUCAACAUUGUUCACCUUCCUCUAUAUUUAAUUGCUCUAAGGGAAAUUCUUCAACGGAGCCAUAUUUGGUAACACAUAAUAUGUUGUUAGCUCAUGCAUCAGCUGCAACAUUGUAUAGGAACAAGUACCAGGACAAGCAACAUGGAUUUAUUGGGUUUAAUCUCCUUACUUAUGGUUUUAUUCCUUUAACAAAUACUACUGAAGAUAUAAUUGCUGCUCAGAGGGCUCAAGACUUCUUUCUUGGGUGGUUUUUAAGUCCAUUUAUUUUUGGAGAUUACCCUGAAACCAUGAAAAAGAAUGUUGGUUCAAGGCUUCCAAUAUUCACAGAAAGUGAAUCAAAUUUGGUGAAAGGCUCAAUUGACUUCCUAGGAAUGAAUUUUUACUUUUCAUAUUUUGUUAAGGACAAUCCUAAAAGCCUAUAUAUAAAUGAUAGAGAUUAUAUAGCAGAUAUGGCUGUAGAACUUACAGUUUAUACCUCAGAAGAAACAUCUAAGGAUGAGGCUCUGAUUAUUCCAUGGACUUUGGAAGGAUUGCUUGACUCACUGAAGAAUAUUUAUGGAGAUUUUCCAAUUUAUAUUCACGAAAAUGGUCUACAAACAGAUAGAAAUUCAUCACUGGAGGACUGGCCAAGGAUAAAGUACUUACAAGAAUACAUUGGUAGUAUACUUGAUAUGCUAAGGAAUGGGCAUGAUAUAAGAGGCUAUUUUGUAUGGUCUUUCAUGGAUGUGUUUGAAUUAUUGGGUGGAUAUGAAUCAACUUAUGGGCUUUAUUACAUUGAUUUGAAUGACCCCACUUUGAGGAGACAACCUAAGCUCUCUUCUCAAUGGUACUCUAAUUUCCUCAACAAUAGAACUAUGGACCCAAUGGUGGCCAUGCAAAUUGAGAAGAAUACCUUAUUACACAAUGCUAUUUAAUGUAAUAAGGACUAGCUAAAAUCUAAGUGAUAUGAGUUUGUAUUAUGGUAUGCCAAAGAAUAAUAAAGUGACAUGAUUCAUGGUGCAAAUAAUUGAUCAUGAAUGUUUUGAAGCUUGUACAUUUAUAUGUGCAUGAUAUACCACAGUCAAGAUUGGUUUGGUUUGGUUUAAUUUAGUACCAAGAUUUCAGCUUUUAUGCA